Messenger RNA from Uncinocarpus reesii 1704, 1317 nucleotides. RefSeq lists its product as uncharacterized. The transcript is spliced from 2 exons. Gene Ontology annotation, biological process: inositol phosphoceramide metabolic process; sphingolipid biosynthetic process. NCBI's taxonomy places the organism in Eukaryota, Fungi, Ascomycota, Eurotiomycetes, Onygenales, Onygenaceae. Gene Ontology annotation, molecular function: inositol phosphoceramide synthase activity. Gene Ontology annotation, cellular component: inositol phosphoceramide synthase complex. Bases 1 to 1317 code for a protein of 438 amino acids. The record is from RefSeq and is a predicted model, not a curated record.
AUGGCUGGUGUGAUCAACUCGGCUAUGCCAUCAUGGAAAGAUAAUUCUCAAAAAUACCUUGGAAAAGUAACGGUGAUGAUACCAUGGCGGUCUCUGCAACUGCUCUUUCCGCAUCGUGUGCGGCGAAGAUUACGGUCCAAAUUGCGCAGUCGACUAUCCCCUUCUUCGUCGAUAUCCUCGCUGAAAACGUCAUUCUCACCUCUGGAUACCCUAAAGUCUCUGCAAUCGCAUCGUUGGACGGUCUAUGAUGGACAAUACUUGUUACUGGCGAUAAUCGGGAUUUUUGUUCUAUCCAUUACAGAGUCUCCUGGACCGCUUGCAAAGACCUUAAUUUCUCUAGUUAUUCUAAUCUCCCUGAUUCUGCCCAUUACUUCCCAAAUUCUUCUCCCAGCCCUGCCGACGAUUGCUUGGUUAGUCUUUUGGUAUGCUAUGAAAUUUAUACCAAGCAAUUGGAGACCUCCAAUCUGGGUACGCGUUCUUCCUGCGCUCGAGAAUAUAUUCUAUGGGGCGAACCUCAGUAAUAUACUCUCCACGCAUAAGAAUGUCGUUCUAGAUGUCCUAGCUUGGCUACCCUACGGCAUUAUUCAUUUCGGCGCACCUGCAGUGUGCACGCUGAUCUUCUUCGUCUUUGGCCCGCCAGGACUCGCUCCGAUCUUCGGUCGGAGCUUUGGAUAUAUGAAUGUGAUUGGCUCAAUGAUCCAAUUCCUCUUCCCAUGUUCCCCGCCAUGGUACGAGAACAUGUAUGGCCUAGCACCGGCCCACUACGGUAUGCACGGCUCUCCAGCUGGUCUCGCACGCAUCGACAAAUUGCUUGGCCUUGAUUUAUACACCUCAGGAUUCACGGCUUCCCCGGUGCCAUUUGGCGCAUUCCCGUCCCUUCACGCCGCUAACGCAACGAUUGAGGCCCUUUUUAUGAGCCAUCUCUUUCCCAGAUUCCGCGCUCUAUUCAUCGUGUACACCCUAUGGGUAUGGUGGGCGACCAUGUAUCUUUCGCAUCACUAUGCAGUUGAUUUGGUCGGCGGCAGUCUUUUAGCGGCAGUCACCUUCUAUUAUGCUAAAGCAAGGUUCAUUCCUCGUAUGCAACAUGACAAACCUUUGAGAUGGGAUUAUGACUACGUUGAAGUUGGCGACCAAACGGAUACCUACAACUACGAUAUGGCCACAUUACAUGGGGAGUUCCAAACCGACAGCGAUGAAUGGACAGUUGGAUCCUCCUCCUCAAUUUCUUCGGGAUCUUUGAGCCCCGUUGACGAAGCCCAGUCAAUUUGGGACGGUGAUACAGUAGGAGGGAACUCCGAUCUGGAAGCGGGCCGAUGA